Schizosaccharomyces osmophilus is the source of this 435-nucleotide messenger RNA. Its product is annotated as 40S ribosomal protein S12. Gene Ontology annotation, molecular function: structural constituent of ribosome. The record is from RefSeq and is a predicted model, not a curated record. The transcript is spliced from 2 exons. Bases 1 to 435 code for a protein of 144 amino acids. Gene Ontology annotation, cellular component: cytosolic small ribosomal subunit; ribosome. Gene Ontology annotation, biological process: translation. NCBI's taxonomy places the organism in Eukaryota, Fungi, Ascomycota, Schizosaccharomycetes, Schizosaccharomycetales, Schizosaccharomycetaceae.
AUGUCGGAACACGGUGAACAAGUUGAGCAAGUUGACGUUGUUGAGCAAGUCGAAGAACAACCUACCGCUCCUGAAGUCUCUGUUGAAGAUGCUUUGAAGGAAGUUUUGAAGCGUUCCCUUGUUCACGACGGUCUUGCCCGUGGUAUCCGUGAGGCCUCAAAGGCUCUUGACCGUCGUCAAGCUCACCUUUGCGUUCUUUGCGAGUCUUGCGACCAAGAGGCUUACGUCAAGCUCGUUGAGGCCCUUUGUGCUGAAUCUGAGACUCCCUUAAUUAAGGUCGCUGACCCCAAGGUUUUGGGUGAAUGGGCUGGUCUCUGUGUCCUUGACCGUGAUGGCAACGCCCGUAAGGUCGUCGGCUGCUCUUGCAUUGCCGUUACUGAUUAUGGUGAGGACUCCGCUGCUCUUCAAAAGCUUUUGGGUAGCUUCUCUGCUUAA